Molecule: messenger RNA, 1392 nt
Organism: Lactuca sativa (garden lettuce)
Lineage: Eukaryota; Viridiplantae; Streptophyta; Magnoliopsida; Asterales; Asteraceae
Source: RefSeq, a predicted model, not a curated record
AUGGAAAAUUUGAUUGGGAGUGAUGAUGAUAAUGCAGAGUAUGAAGGGGAUGGAGAAUCUGAAGAGGGUAAUCAAGAGUAUGAAGAGGAUGAUGAAUCUCAAGAAAGUGAUCCAAAUUUUGAAGAGUAUGAUGAAUCUGAAAAUAGUGAUCCAGAGUAUGAAGAAGAUGAGAGACAAAUAGAAGAUGAAGAUCAUAUGGAUGACAUAAUGGAUGUUGACAACAAUAUACAGGAUGUGGAUGUGGACAUGGGAGAUUUCACUCUCAAUGUUGAAAGUGAUGUGGAAGGUUCUUGUAUAAAUGUUGUUCAUGGGAAUGAACCUGAAGAUAUGGAAGUGAUUAACAAUGAGGAAUUUGAAUCUUUGGAUGAAGGAUCCGACCAAGACAGAGAGAGAAGAGCUCUUAUCAAGAAUUUGAGAAAAGAAAAAAGGUGCAGUCUUGGGGUAGUACAUAAACAAUCUUUUUCAGUUGGAGAUAAAUUUAAUAGUAAAAAAGAAUUAAAGGAGGCAAUUGAUCUGCAUGCACUAGAAUCAAGAAGGAAUCUUUUCUUUAAAAAAAAUGACAAUGUAAGGCUUAGGGCACAGUGUAGAGGUGUUGUACCUGUCACCAAUAAAGGCCAAGUGGGUAGUCAAGCUACCACUUCAAAAAGAAAGGGUAAAGAAUUAAAGACACAAAAAGUAACAUGUGGUUGGUACAUUCAUGCAUCUAGGUCAAAUCCUGAAUCCGACUGGUUUAUAAGGACCUUAAACCAAACUCACACAUGUUUGCAAACAAGGAAACUCAGGGCUUGUACUGCUUCUUUAAUCAGCAAGAAAAUCUUUGAUCAAGUUGAGGCGAAUCCAGAUAUACCUUUGAGAGCCAUACAAGAUCACUUUCAAAAGACCUACCAAGUGGGUGUUAGUAUGGACAAGGUGUUCAGGGCAAAGGAUAAGGCAAGAAAGCAUAUAACUGGUGACUACACAAAGCAGUAUGAACUGUUGAGGGACUAUGUUCUCGAACUUCAAGCCACCAACCCAGACACCACAGUGAAAAUAGAUGUAUGUUCUGAGCCUAACCCUGAUUCCCCAACUAGGCAGUUUAGAAGAAUUUAUGUGUGCUUGGGUCCACUGAAAAAAGGGUUCAAGGCAUGCCUUAGGGACUUAUUAGGUUUUGAUGGUGCCUUCAUGAAAGGACCAUUCCCUGGGCAAGUCCUUUCAGCAGUUGGUCUUGAUUCCAAUAAUGGAAUUUACCCAUUAGCAUAUGGGAUUGUUGAGUCUGAAAACACAGAAAGCUGGAAAUGGUUUUUAGAUAACCUUAGGGAUGACUUGGACCUUGGAAGAAACUCAAAUUUUACUUUCAUAAGUGACAGGCAAAAGGUAAAGUUGGAAGUAGUUUUUAUACAUUUGGUCAUUUAA